AAUAUUAAGCUUUGGGUUUUUUCCCUCCCUUUUCCCCUGAAUUUGCUCUUCCAAAGUUUUCCGGGGUUUCCAAGAACAAAGCCUAAACUGUCAUGGCUUGACAUUCUCAUCAUUUCCAUUUCCCUGAGUUGGUUUCUGGAGUUUUUUUUUUGGUUAACGUUUUAAGUGUGUAUCUGUGGUGAGGAAAGAGGGUGGGACCAGGGCGUGUGUGGUGUGUGGCUCCUGUUGGAGAAGAUAGCAGGCUAGACCUAGGCUGAGGAGAAAGCAGCCAGGCCCGACCCUAUAGCAGGAAAGUCUGAGAAAAGAAUAGACAACGGUUAUUUCUGAGGGCAAACUAGUGUUAUCUGGAAAAUAGGUCCUCUUGGUGCAUCCCAAAGGAUGUCUGCUUUCUGGGCAGAAAUGUUUGGGAAACAAUGACUCAUGUGCUGGACAGCCUCUGGGACUAUCACGGCCACACCCCCACUUCUUGAGCUGCCCCAGGAGGGACCCAGAAUUACCAAGGACUGAAGACUUUCUUGAGAAAGCUUCCUGUGGAUGAUUUUUAUGUCUGUUUUCCUCUCACAAGAGCAGAGGAGCAGUGAUGGUCCCUUCUGCCGGAUCUGCCAUGAGGGAGCAAAUGGGGAGAGUUUACUGUCUCCAUGUGGCUGUACUGGCACAUUGGGUGCCGUGCACAAGAGCUGUCUAGAGAGGUGGCUCUCCUCGUCCAACACCAGCUAUUGUGAGCUGUGCCACACAGAGUUUGCAGUGGAGAAGCAGCCCCGGCCCCUCACAGAGUGGCUGAAGGACCCCGGGCCGCGGACAGAGAAGCGGACACUGUGCUGUGAUAUGGUGUGCUUCUUGUUCAUUACACCACUGGCUGCCAUCUCCGGCUGGCUAUGCCUGCGUGGGGCCCAGGACCACCUGCGGUUGCACAGCCGGCUCGAGGCCGUGGGGCUCAUCGCUCUCACCAUUGCCCUCUUCACCAUCUAUGUCCUCUGGACGCUGGUCUCCUUCCGCUACCAUUGCCAGUUAUACUCUGAGUGGAGAAGGACCAACCAGAAAGUGCGCCUGAAGAUACGGGAUGUGGAUGGUUCCGAGGGUCCCCAGCACUCCCCACUGGCAGCUGGACUCCUGAAGAAGGUGGCUGAAGAGACACCUGUGUGAAGGCAGGCCUGCAGAGCCCUGUGGGAGAGAGGCCAGAGGUAGCUGGCCACACCCUGGCCUUUGGAGGGAUGGAAACUGCUUGACCCUUCCUGCAGGAGCAAAAUGCUUCUUAGGCCAAGAGACACCAAGUGGACCCUAUUCUGUGAUCCUGUGUGAAUAUAUUUUCAGGUUUUUUGCACAGUAUUGUGCAUGACAAAGACAGAUGGACAUGGUCCUGAGCUUUGAAUAAAACAGACACUCUGAUCUCAUUUUGAGAUCUAUUUGGCACCUUCUGGGCCAGCGACUGUGGCCAGUGUGUGAAGGCACGCUUUGGGCUGGAAGAUUCUAUCAGGCUUCUUGCGCUUUUCUGCACCUGGCAGGCUCGCUUUCCUGGCACCCUUGACUUUAUAUAAAGUUGCACUGUGUUUUAAAAACCCACCCCUGAAUGAAUAAAAGGAGCCCUUUGCAGGUCAAAA
This is a messenger RNA of Otolemur garnettii (small-eared galago), 1598 nucleotides long. It is a transcript of the gene MARCHF2, whose product is annotated as membrane associated ring-CH-type finger 2. Gene Ontology annotation, molecular function: ubiquitin-protein transferase activity; zinc ion binding. The transcript has 4 exons. The record is from RefSeq and is a predicted model, not a curated record. Bases 535 to 1143 code for a protein of 202 amino acids. Gene Ontology annotation, biological process: protein ubiquitination. Lineage: Eukaryota; Metazoa; Chordata; Mammalia; Primates; Galagidae.